Gopherus evgoodei (Goodes thornscrub tortoise) is the source of this 8737-nucleotide messenger RNA. RefSeq names its product ankyrin 1 (gene ANK1). Gene Ontology annotation, molecular function: protein binding. Gene Ontology annotation, biological process: signal transduction. The record is from RefSeq and is a predicted model, not a curated record. The coding region runs from base 569 to 6490 and encodes 1973 amino acids. Lineage: Eukaryota; Metazoa; Chordata; Testudines; Testudinidae. The transcript is spliced from 43 exons.
CUCAUUUUAAUCAUCGCAGCGCUGUGUGUUAUGGACAGGGAAGCUGUACUGUGCUCUGCGCUUCAAAGGGGAUUUCUCUGCAAGGUUUCUGGGCAGCGGCUGAAAUGCCCACAGCAAGCUGAGGUGCUGCCCUUCCACUGCUCCUGACUGAGCAAAGGAGGCUUCUAGCAGGCUCCAGAGCUGGAAAAUCCUCUGCAUUGAGGCUGCAACAUAAAAUGCUCAGCUCAGCCCUGCUGUGAAUCGUGGGCUCUCCAGCUCAGCACCCCGGGCUCAGCGUGCAAACUGUGCACUGCCAAGCACAGCAUGGGGACGUCUCUGGCCGCGGGUCCUGUCUAUCACAAUGGAUAAACCUGAUUGAGCAGAAGGCAUCUCAGUGCCACGUGAUGCCUCCCUCGUUACUCUGCACCAUAAACAGCAGGCUGAUGCUGCAACCAGCUUUCUGAGGGCUGCGAGAUCCGGGAACCUGGACAAAGCCUUGGAUCACCUGAGGAAUGGGGUAGAUAUUAACACCUGCAAUCAGAACGGGCUGAACGCCCUGCAUCUUGCCUCCAAAGAAGGCCACGUGAAGAUGGUGGCUGAGCUGCUGCACAAGGAGAUCGUUUUAGAAACGACAACCAAGAAGGGGAACACGGCCCUGCACAUCGCGGCCCUGGCGGGACAGGAGGAUGUGGUCCGGGAGCUGGUGAACUAUGGAGCAAACGUCAAUGCGCAGUCGCAGAAAGGCUUCACGCCCCUCUACAUGGCAGCGCAGGAAAAUCACCUGGAAGUCGUCAAAUUCCUGCUGGAGAGCGGCGCCAACCAAAAUGUAGCCACAGAGGACGGCUUCACGCCACUGGCCGUGGCUCUGCAGCAGGGGCAUGAGAACGUGGUCGCCCACCUCAUCAACUAUGGGACGAAGGGGAAGGUCCGUCUUCCCGCUCUGCACAUCGCUGCCCGCAACGAUGACACCAGAACGGCCGCGGUGCUCCUGCAAAAUGACCCCAACGCCGAUGUCCUCUCCAAGACCGGAUUUACUCCCCUGCACAUCACGGCUCACUACGAGAACCUCAACGUGGCCCAGCUCCUGCUGAACCGCGGUGCUAACGUCAACUUCACCCCACAGAAUGGGAUUACUCCACUGCAUGUGGCCUCCCGCCGGGGCAACAUCAUCAUGGUGCGGCUGCUGCUGGACCGAGGGGCCCAGAUAGAGACAAGGACCAAGGACGAGCUGACUCCCCUGCACUGUGCAGCCAGGAAUGGACACAUGCGAAUCAUGGAGAUCCUGCUGGACCACGGGGCUCCUAUCCAAGCAAAAACCAAGGCUGUUCCCUGCCCUCAGAACGGCCUGUCGCCCAUUCACAUGGCGGCUCAGGGAGACCACCUGGACUGCGUGCGGCUGCUGCUGCAGUACAACGCUGAGAUCGACGACAUCACGCUGGACCACCUCACGCCGCUGCACGUGGCCGCGCACUGCGGGCACCAUCGUGUGGCCAAGAUGCUGCUGGACAAGGGGGCCAAGCCCAAUGCCCGAGCACUGCCGCCUCCCUGUCUGUCUGUAGAACGGCUUUACGCCCCUGCACAUUGCCUGCAAGAAGAACCAUCUCCGGGUGAUGGAGCUGCUGCUGAAGACCGGUGCCUCCAUCGAUGCUGUCACAGAGUCUGGCCUGACCCCUCUGCACGUGGCCGCCUUCAUGGGGCACCUGUCCAUCGUCAAGAUCUUGCUCCAGCGCGGCGCAUCCCCCAACGUCUCCAAUGUGAAGGUGGAGACACCCCUGCACAUGGCGGCCAGAGCUGGGCACACGGACGUGGCCAAGUACCUGCUGCAGAACAAAGCCAAAGUAAAUGCCAAAGCCAAGGACGACCAGACCCCAUUGCACUGCGCCGCACGCAUUGGCCACACGAGCAUGGUGAAGCUUCUGCUGGAGAACAACGCCAACCCCAACCUGGCCACCACAGCCGGGCACACCCCCCUGCACAUCACUGCCCGGGAGGGGCAUGUGGACACCUCCCUGGCACUGCUGGACAAGGAGGCCUCGCAGGCCUGCAUGACCAAGGAUUUACCCCUCUCCAUGUUGCAGCCAAAUACGGGAAGGUGGACGUGGCCAGAGUGCUGCUAGAGCAUGAUGCCCACCCCAAUGCAGCAGGGAAGAACGGCCUGACCCCGCUGCACGUGGCUGUCCACCACAAUAACCUGGAGAUCGUGAGGCUGCUGCUGCCCAAGGGGAGCUCCCCGCACUGCUCGGCCUGGAACGGCUACACCCCCCUGCACAUUGCGGCCAAGCAGAACCAGCUGGAGGUGGCCAGAAGCCUGCUGCAGUAUGGGGCCUCUGCUAAUGCUGAGUCCAUGCAAGGCGUGAUGCCUCUGCACCUCGCUGCCCAGGAGGGGCACGCAGACAUGGCGGGGCUGCUCAUCUCCAAACAGGCCAAUGGGAACCUGGGCAACAAGAGUGGCCUGACUCCUCUGCACCUGGUAGCCCAAGAGGGACAUGUGCCAGUCGCGGAUGUUCUGAUCAGGCAUGGCGUCACGGUGGAUGCAGCAACCCGGAUGGGCUACACCCCGCUGCACGUGGCCAGCCAUUAUGGAAACAUCAAGCUGGUGAAAUUUUUGCUGCAGCACCAGGCAGAUGUCAAUGCAAAGACCAAGCUAGGGUACACCCCUCUGCAUCAGGCCGCGCAGCAGGGUCACACGGAUAUUGUCACGCUGCUGCUGAAGCACGGGGCCUCCCCCAACGAGGUCAACACGAAUGGCACCACGCCUCUGGCCAUUGCUAAGCGCCUCGGCUACAUCUCUGUCACAGACGUGCUAAAAUUAGUUACAGAAGAAACCAGCAUCCCGUUGGUCAGUGACAAGCACCGCAUGAGUUUCCCUGAGACAGUGGAUGAGAUCCUGGAUGUGUCUGAGGACGAAGGCUCUGCUCAGGUCACUGCCAUGGGAGAGGAGCUGGCUGACCACAGGCCUGAGAAGCAGGAUUCCAGGGAGCAGGUUGAGGAGAAGGAGAUAGAGUUUGUCCCCAAGCUGGAUCAAGUGGUGGAGUCUCCAGCCAUCCCGUGGAUCCCCUGCGUCACACCUGAGACCAUGGUGGUCAGACGGGAGGAUUCUGAGCAGCUGUCCAAGGAGUUUGACGAAGACUCCCUAAUCCCCAGCAGCCCCGCAACAGAGACCUCAGACAACAUCAGCCCUGUGGCCAGCCCCGUGCACACAGGUUUCCUGGUGAGCUUCAUGGUGGACGCCCGUGGUGGCUCCAUGAGGGGCAGUCGACACAACGGGCUGCGAGUGAUCAUCCCCCCCCGAACCUGCGCCGCGCCCACCCGCAUCACCUGCCGCCUGGUCAAGCCGCAGAAACUGACAACUCCACCGCCCCUGGCUGAGGAGGAGGGUCUGGCCAGUAGGAUCAUCACGCUGGGGCCCACUGGCGCCCAGUUCCUGAGCCCUGUGAUUGUGGAGAUCCCACACUUUGCGUCGUAUGGGCGGCAGGAUCGGGAGCUAGUGGUGCUGCGCAGCGAGAACGGCUCCAUCUGGAAGGAGCACCACAGCCGCUACAACGAGAGCUACCUGGACCAGGUGCUCAACGGCAUGGACGAAGAGCUGGAGAGCCUGGAGGAGCUGGAGAAGAAGAGGAUCUGCCGCAUCAUCAGCACCGAUUUCCCCCUGUACUUCGUGGUUAUGUCCCGUAUCUGCCAGGACCGCGACCUGAUUGGCCCUGAUGGGGGGUGUUUGAAGAGUACACUGGUUCCCAUGGUGCAGGCCACCUUCCCAGAGACAGCCGUCACCAAGGGAGUCAAACUGGCUCUGCAGGUACCGGGUGUCCCUAUCCCUGGGAACGGACAGAGGGACGGGGCCUGGGCCGGCUGUGCAGGUACCGGGUGUCCCUGCCCCUGUGGUGAAUGGGCAGGCAAAGAAGAGGCGGGCUUUUCCAAGGCAGCGGGCUGGUUCCAGACCAGCCGUGCUGGGCAGCAGUUACUCCAUCGUCUCCCAGGACAAGGAGUGCCAGCCGGCGACUGGUUCCGAGCUGGGGUUGGGGGAGCUGACCCUCAUGGCCUUGCCUGUUCUGUCCCACAGGCUCAGCCCGUGCCAGAUGAGCUGGUGACGAAGCUGCUGGGGAACCAGGCGACCUUCAGUCCCAUCGUCACCGUGGAGCCGCGCCGCAGGAAGUUCCACCGGCCCAUCGGGCUCCGCAUUCCACUCCCACCCUCCUGGAAGGACAAUCCCCGGGACAGUGGGGAGGGCGACACCACCAGCCUGCGCCUGCUCUGCAGUGUUAUCGGAGGCACAGGCCAAGCGCAGUGGGAGGAUAUCACAGGAACCACAAAGCUGGUCUAUGCCAACGAGUGUGCCAACUUCACCACCAACGUGUCUGCCAGGUUCUGGCUGGCGGAUUGCCCGCGCACAGCCGAGGCCGUCCAUUUUGCCACCGUGCUGUACGAGGAGCUGAAGGCCGUGCCCUACAUGGCCAAGUUUGUGGUGUUUGCCAAGAUGAACAAUGCACGGGAGGGGCGACUGCGCUGCUACUGCAUGACCGACGACAAGAUGGACAAGACCCUGGAGCAGCACGAGAACUUCCGUGAAGUGGCCCGCAGCAGGGACAUCGAGGUGCUGGAGGGUAUGCCUCUGCAUGUUGAGCUCUCGGGGAACCUGGUGCCUGUUAAGAAGGCCACGCAGCAGCGCAGCUUCCACUUCCAGUCCUUCCAGGAGAACUGUCUGGCCAUCCCCGUCAAGGUGCGGGACAGCAGCCGGGAGGCAGGUGGAUCUCUCUCCUUUCUGCGCAAGGCCAUGAAGUAUGAGGACUUACAGCAUGGCCUGUGCCACCUGAACAUCACCAUGCCGCCAUGCACCAAGGGGACUGGCAGCAAGGAACGAAGGAGGACUCUGACACCGUUGGCUCUGCGAGAGAGAUACAGCAUCCUCAGUGAGAGCACUCUGGGCUCUCUAAGCGGCACGGAGAAGGCUGAUGUGAAGAUGGCUGUUAUCUCGGAGCAACUGGGCCUCAGCUGGGCUGAGCUGGCCCGGGAGCUGCAGUUUGGGGUGGACGAUAUCAACAGGAUCCGGGUGGAGAACCCCAACUCCCUGCUGGAGCAGAGCGUGGCCCUGCUCAACCUGUGGGUCAGCCGUGAGGGCAAGAAUGCCAAGAGUGGGUAUUUGCCUCCUUCUGCAGGGGCGAGGACACAGCUAGCCCCCCAGGGUUCCACAGUGGAGAAUCUGUACGCGGCCCUGAGGAGCAUCGACCGCAGCGAGAUUGUCGACAUGCUGGAGGGCUCGGGCCGGCAGAGCUGCAGCCUGAAGGGCGAGCGGCAUUACACUGACAAAGACUAUUCCCUCUCUCCCUCCCAGAUGAAUGGUUACACUUCGCUGCAGGAUGAGCUCCUCUCCCCUGCCUCCCUGCAGUACACGCCGCCGUCCCCGCUGCGUGCAGAUCAGUAUUGGAACGAGGUGGCCAUCCUGGACGCCAUCCCCAUGGCCCCCACCGAGCAGGACGCCCUGCUGGAGCUGUCCGACAUGCAGGUGUGGUCCUCGGGGCUCACCCCCUCGCUGGUGACUGCUGAAGACUCCUCCCUAGAGUGCAGCAAGGCCGAGGACUCGGACGCCGUGAGUGAAGGCCGCUUCCUGGGGCAGCUGCUGGAUGACGCGCAUGGCCCGGACCACCUGGGCUCACUGGAUCUGGCUGAGGACGACACAGUGGAUUCAGAUGCCAUGAAUGGUCUUAUCGACCUGCUGGAGCAGGAGGAAGGUCAGAGGUCAGAGGUGAAACUGCCAGCGUGUGAGCGCCAGGCCGGGCUGGCGGAGGAGCAGGGCUUGGAGGAUGAAGUCUCUUUUAUUUCAGGCCAGCAGAGGGUGCAGACCAGGAUCCUGGAGUCGCCAACUGUGAGCCGAGUCGUGGAGAGGAGCAAGGGCAGGCUGAGGGACUGGAAUGCAGAAGGCUCCUUUGUCUGCUGCCUGCAGGACCUGCCUGAGGGGUCCUGGCAGGAGGGGGUCCCCAGAAGCCCAUGUCUGCUGCCCAGAGCGUCCCCUGGUGCAGCCCCCCAGGGGAGGCGCCAGGAGCAGGUUCUGAGGCCCCCAACCGAGCGUCUGCGAAUCGACCCCCACGAGGAGAGCGACUGGCAGCCCCAGCACACGAGGAGCCAGGACUACAGCCAGUGGCUGGAGGAGGCGGAUAGCAGCUUCUUCAGGCAAACAAGGGGCGAUCAGGUUCAGGAUAUUCCGGGGGAGCAGGUGACCGAGGAGCAAUUUACUGAUGAACAAGGCAACAUUGUCACCAAGAAGAUCAUCCGGAAGGUGGUGCGGCGGAUUAGCGCGGGCGACGAGGAGAAGGAGGUGAUUCUUGAGGGCUCUCUGCAGGAGCCCCAGGAGCUGGAAGCUGAGGCAGAUCACUUUAUGAAAUAUGCCAUCCUGCAUCAGGACAAUCUGGGCACCAAGGAGGAGGUGCGAGGGCACGUCCCAGAAUCGGAGCUGAUCGGGGGCAGGAUGGGGGCUUACAUAGUGAAACGAGCCAGCCUGAAAAGGGGAAAGCAGUGACCCCCCCAGGGCCUCUUCCGAGGAUCUCACCUCCACCCCGAACCACUGAACUGCAGCCACGUGUGGCCAGCCCCACGAGGAGAGGCGAGGCGAGAGCAGGCAGGCGACGGGAGCAGGGCUGGCUGUACAUGUUGCUCUAGGCUAAUGGCAUGAUUUCUGUAAGAGACUUUCUUCCCGUCCUAGUCGCAUGAUUGACUGACUGCCAACGCAUGAGCCACAGUUCUUACUACGGACGGGGACCCCAGGAGCCAGCAGCACCCGGGGCAGCGUUUCCCCGGCAGCGACAGGACUCUGCUGCGUGCACCCUGACUCCGGACGGAGGCUGCGGCUAUGAAGGGCUGCCCAGGGCAGGGGCGUCAGCUCCCACCUAUCCCUCAUGUUGUCUCUUGGCUGGGUUUUGCUGCUUCAUCCCCUUCCAAGGAGUGUGUCGGGAGGGGGAAUGUCAGAGCCUAAGGGGGCUGCGGGGGAGGGCCGAAUCACAGCUCUCGAGGGGGCGCCCCCGGCAAGGGCAGGGGCAGGGGAUUGGCUCGUGGCUGCCCUGCCCCUGUCUCUCCAGGAGCUUCUCCCAGUGUGAGUGUGCAGCUCCCAGCAGCACUGAGCUGCUUGCUUGUGUUGAAAGUGUAAACUGUACAGUACUCAGCCUUGUGUAUAUGAACAAAUCACUACUAUGCAAUGCCCGAGGGCACGCAGCGAUGUGCAGAGUGCUGCCCACUCAGUGCCCGCAUACGUCAACGGCUGUAGGACAGGGAUGGCCCCUCAGCCCCUGCCAGGGAGGAGCUCUGGCCAGUGCAGCUGGGAAGCUAGAGGUGUCAGAGGGCGACAGAGCCAAACCUCCCACUGUCAGCCUGGCGCUUUUACUCCCCUUGGCCUUGUUCAUUUCCUGACACCCACCCGGGGCCAGGCAGGGGGCCAGGGCACCUGUGCCAGCCCCUGCCCACUUUGGUUACAGAUGGGGUAAAGCUGAGGGCUUCCCACCAGGCCCUGGCACGGGCCAGGCAGGUGGCGAGCACUGGCACAGCCCGGCACCUGCCUCAGCCCAUUCUUGGCUUUACCCAGCACAAUGGCUCUUCAGGAGAGAUGCAAGGAAACAGCAGUGGGGUUUGCACCCCUGUCCUCUGCACCAUUCGUGAGACCCUCCAGGGUCCCAUGGCCUCUCUGAAAGGCCAAAAUCAGCACAGCCCCCGUGUCCCCUGACCCUUCCAGGACCAACCCCCAGGGCAAAGGAGGCCCGUCAGAGCAGCUCUCCCAGGCUCUUGCACUGCGUCGGCACCACAAACCCUACUGCUGCAGUCCAGCUGUAGCAGACAGGGUCACCCUGCGACCUGGAGUCUCAGCCCCGGGCGCUUUAAUGGGGGCCAGCAGAGCUCUGUCCCAGGCUGGCCUCUUGGGUCAGCUGUUCCUGCCAACAGCUCUGUCCUGGCAGGAGGCCGGGGGUGAGAUGGGGGGGAGCAGCUACCUGGGCUAUUUAAAGGCGCUUAGUAGAUGGAACCUGUUGUGACGUGUGACCCCAAGUGGGCUGGUAGUAGGAAGGGGGUGCUGGCUGCCAUGUCCCUUACCUCCCCUAAGGGUGCAGGAAGGAGCCAGACAGAAACAACUGGACUUGCGCUUUCCCCAGGAAGUCGCCAUGGCCCCAUCUCAAAGGGGCUGACGUGUUUCCCGGUGGCAACACCUAGGCCGAGCCCACCACUGGAGCCAGGCUGCAGCCACCAUGCCCAGCAGGCCUUGGCUGGUGGGCAUGUCUAAUAGAAAAGCCCUCUGCUCCCCUGCAGGCUGAGGUGGUGGGGUAGCUGCAGAGACGCGACUAGGCCAGCCUUUUCCUCAGAGAGCAACAAACCACAUAGGGUACAGACCGUCCAUCCAUAACCCUCCGCUCUGUAACAUAAUGUCCCUAGAUUGGCUGACUCUGAUAGCAUCUCCAUAGAGUCUAGUGCGGGCCCCCUGCUUUGGCCUCUAUACUCCGUAGGGAAUGCUCCACUGCACUCGGCCGGCCCUGUGGGAGCCGCUGCUUCGCGCUCUGAUGCUAGUAGGAGCUGGUAGGGGCGGGGGCACGCUCUACAUGAUGCCUAGAGAAUGCUGCAGGCUGUGCACUAGAUGCUUUUUAGAAGUUUUAAAAUAAUUUUAUUUCCUUUUUUUACUGUUAUGAUGAGCCUUUUGGCUCUCCCUGCCCCCAUCUUAGCCUCUGAUGUAUAGACCAUUCUCCCUGUACACCAGCUACCAGACUACAACUUAAUAAAGAAACCAACACGA